Molecule: messenger RNA, 1260 nt
Organism: Trematomus bernacchii (emerald rockcod)
Lineage: Eukaryota; Metazoa; Chordata; Actinopteri; Perciformes; Nototheniidae
Gene: psmg2
Product: proteasome (prosome, macropain) assembly chaperone 2
Exons: 7
Coding region: 214-1002 (262 amino acids)
Biological process (GO): proteasome assembly
Cellular component (GO): cytosol; nucleus
Source: RefSeq, a predicted model, not a curated record
CUCAAAAAUGAUCUUCAAAGACACAUUUUAAUCAGGCACUUACGGUGGGUACUAAAAAUGCCCAAUCAUCAGCAAGCGACGGCGAGCAAGAAGGUCCUCACAGGCAGGAAUGAAAAUAGAAGUGAAAGCUGCUGCGAAAAAGUAGUUUUUAGAUAAUAUAAUAACAUUUUAAUCUAGUUCCUCAGUAUCGCUUGAGCUCUGAUAAACGGCAUCAUGUUUAUCUCUUCAGAAAACUCUCCGCCCUGCUUCAAAGAUUUCACCCUCGUCAUGCCAGCAGUGGCUGUUGGUAAUGUGGGCCAGCUGUCUGUGGACCUCAUCGUGUCGACGCUCAACAUGAGCAGAGUGGGCUACAUGCACACGGACUGCCUCAUCCCCAUGACGGGAAACAACCCGUACGCCACCUCCAACGAGAACGCUGAGGAGCUGCACACUCCUGCAGAAGUUUACACGGCAGCAGAACUGAAGCUGGCCGUUCUUCAAAUCCGGGCACCAAUCAUCCAGUCCAAAUCCAAAAAGUUCCGUCAGCUGCUCGUCUCUUGGAUCAAAUCCAGUGGGUUCUCCAGGGCCGUCGUCCUGUCCAGCAGUCAGGCCUACCAGAGGGACGACCAGCAGAUGAAAGGCAUUCCUCUGAGGUACCUGGUCACUCCGUCCCUGCUGAAAGACAGCGAGGACGCCUUGAAGGAGCUCAGCUGGAGGGAAAUGGAGCGAGUGUCGGCCUACCCGGGUCUGACGGACGCCAACACGGAGCCUCGCCUCUACGUCCCCGGAGGAGGCAUAACUAAAGGACUCUACACAGACAGCUGUGCAGAGGACGUCCCGCUGGCUGUGCUGAUUCUCUUCUGCUCGGAGGGAGACAACAUCCCAGACGCCUUCACGCUCGUCAACCACCUCAACGACUGGCUUCACCUGCUGGACGACCCUAGCCAGAAGCCCAACAAAUGGAAGAUCCCAAAAUCCUGGAAUCUUCUUUUUGGCAGCGGUAUCCCUCCAGCACUCUUUUAAACUUAUAAUUAGCUUCUGGGAAAAGCAGCAAGAUCUCAUAUCCGUGUUUUAUAAUGAGUUUACCUGGUCUGUACUUCAAACAUCACGAAAGCCCUCGCACUUGCCAACAGCUUCCUUUUUUAUUUUGAUGAUAAUCUUUUAGGUGCAUAAACAUUACGUCAUGUACAGGAACUGACCUAAAUGAGCACUUCUGGUAUAUUAAUUCAUUGUUUUUGCAGCAUUUGAAUGUGAUUUUCAAAUAAACUAUUGUGACACGAA